This is a messenger RNA of Salmo salar (Atlantic salmon), 4512 nucleotides long. NCBI's taxonomy places the organism in Eukaryota, Metazoa, Chordata, Actinopteri, Salmoniformes, Salmonidae. The record is from RefSeq and is a predicted model, not a curated record.
GACCGUUUCUCUGCGGCGCGAUUGCGAUGAACGCAUCCAUUUGCUUAGGGGAGGGGUUGUGUAACUGUAUGAAAAGGCUGAAUACUUUCUUUCUACAUAAAUAUUUGUAGUAGUUCAGAGUUUCACUUUGACUCUUUACUCCCCAGUGCCCUGUAAAGAUUUCCCGGACAGAGAGAACAGUGAAAUGGCGAGCAAGAAGGCAGUUUUGUUCAAUCUGUGGGGUGUCGUGGUUUCUCCCAGACCCGCAGAAACUUUCCUCAAAUUCGAAGAGACUCACAAACUCCCCAGUGGUUUUCUGGAGAAGCUGGUGAAAAACGGGGACAGCGCCAUGCAACGUGCAGAGAGGGGCAAACUCACCCUCUCUCAGAUGAUCCCAGAUCUUGAUGCAGAGUGUGUGAGUGCAGCAUCUGACCAGAAGGUCAGUCUUCCUGCUGGGUUCUCUGUUAAGAGCCUGUUGGAGGAACUCAGAGACUCGACCACCGUCAACAAACACAUUCUGCAGACCGUAGCUACGCUCCGCAGACAAGGCUUAUUGACAGGUGUGUUGGCCAACCAGUGGGUGGAUGACAGUGGGUGUGGAGAUAGCUCUGGCCGUCUCCUCUCUCUGCUGGCCGGCCAUUUUGAUGUGGUGCUACAGUCCUGUCGUACCGGCCUCAGGGUCCCAGAGGCCGACCUGUUCAUCUCCGCUCUCAAACAGCUGGGAGUGCCUCCGAAACAGGCUCUGUGGUUGGCUGAUGAUGAGGAGGGGGUGGGAGCAGCAGAGGCAUUAGGGAUGACAGCUGUUUUGGUGAGGGACCUGCCUGAAGCUCUGAAACAAGUAGAGACCUUCACUGGAGUACAGGCCGUAACAGGAGAAAGCUACCCAGCCUCUUGCAACCCAGAAGAAGUUUCUCAUGGAUAUGUCACCAUCAAGCCCAAUGUAAAGCUGCACUAUGUGGAGAUGGGGGCGGGGCCUCCGGUCAUGCUGUGUCAUGGCUUCCCUGAGAGCUGGUACUCCUGGAGAUACCAGAUCCCAGCUCUAGCUGAUGCAGGGUUUAGAGUGGUUUCUCUGGACAUGAAGGGCUACGGACAGUCUACAGCUCCAGCAAAUAUAGAGGAGUACUCACAGGAACAGAUCUGCCAGGAUCUUGUGACUUUCAUGGAUAAAAUGGGUAUUCCCCAGGUGACUCUGGUUGGUCAUGAUUGGGGUGGAUCUGUGGUCUGGAACAUGGCCCAGUGUCAUCCAGAGAGAGUCAGAGCGGUCGCUUCCCUGAACACCCCUCUGUUCCCUGUGGACCCCUCCAAGGAUCCAAUGGAGUUCAUGAAGACUGUGCCCAUCUUUAACUACCAACUCUACUUCCAGAAACCUGGUGUUGCUGAGACUGAGAUGGAGAAAGACCUGGCAAGGACCUUCAAGAUCUUCUUCCAUGGCAAUGGAGAUAAGGAUAAUGUUCCUACUAUCAACACUGCUGGAGUUUGUGACAGAGGUGGUCUGUUCGUAGGACUACCAGACGAGAUACCCAGGAGUUCUAUCCUCAGCGAGACUGCUCUGCAGUUCUACAUCACUCAGUUCAAAGACAAGGGAUUCAGAGGGCCGCUGAACUGGUACCGUAAUGUUGUGAGCAACUGGAAAUGGCUAUGCUCCCGACCCAGGGCUAAGCUCUUGAUGCCAGCUCUCAUGGUGACCACUGGUAAAGAUCCUGUUCUGCUGCCUGUCUUCUCCAGGGGAAUGGAAAACAUGAUCCCCAACCUAACCAGAGGACACAUUGAGGAGUGUGGACACUGGACCCAGAUGGAAAGGCCAUCUGAGCUGAACACCAUUCUGAUCUCAUGGCUGAAGGACACUCACAGCAACACUGGGGUUGCCGUGACACCCAAGCUGUGAUCAGUUACCAUGACUGGCCACUCCUCGGAGCCUGGUUCCUCUCUAGGUUUCUUCCUAGGUUCCUGCAGGUUGACAUUUAUUUGUCCUGGAGGCAGAGCUGAGCCAUUUGCACUAGAUGGGCCAGCUGCAAAGUCAAAAUUGUAUAUAUAUAUAUAUAUAUAACAAAUUUGUGGACACAAUUUAAGAGAAAUGCACUUUUUUUGCGUAGGGAACAUUUCUGAGAUCUUUUAUUUAAGCUCAUGAAACAUGGGACCAACACUUCAUAUUUUCGUUCAGUAUAUAAUUGAAAGUUGAGCAUAAGGUUAACAGUGUGCUUAAGGUUAUUUUCUAUAACUUUGUGACUGUGCCAGCUAGUGACCACCCUGCAGAGCUGCCUCCAGAACACGAGUCAUCCCAAUAAAUGCUAACUUUCCUUCUAGGGAGUUUUUUUUAAACUAUGCUUCUGCUUCAACAUUGCUUGCUCUCUGGGGGGUUUUAGACUGGGCAUCUGUAAAGCACUUGGUGACAACUGCUGAUGUAAACAUGGCUUUAUAAAUUACAUUUGAUUGAUUGAUUAACAAUUUAUUCCCCUUUAAGUGUACUACUUUUGAAAAUGCACUUUCUAGUGCACUAGGAAAUAGGCUGAGCAUUUAUAAUGAUUGGUUAUUAUUACACAAGACGCUUGACUCUUCUGAAGAGAUACAUCCGCAGUGGGCAAAAAAGCUGUAACCACAACACUUCUAGCACGAGGUCUCAAAACUUCCCCUUUAAAUGAGACAUUUCAUGAGAAAGUUUCGAUUUAAUAUAUGCAGAUAAAAACAGUGUGAUAAUGUUGUUUAUAUCUUUGCAGUUGUGAGCAGCAAUAUUCCAUUCUCAUUUUGCAAAAAAAAAAAAUGUAUCCCCUCGAAAACCCUGAGCUAAAGUAUGGUGUAAUUGGUCAGGUGCUUGAUUAAGUUCUGGGUCCAUACAUGUUAGGAGAAGAUAUGAAGAGAUGCUAGAACCAGAUCUAGGAGCUCCACCCUCUCUCUUUUGAAGUUAAGGACAAAUGUGGUCCCGUGUGGCUCAGUUGGUAGAGCAUGGUGUUCGCAACACCAGGGUUGUGGGUUUGAUUCCCACGGGGAACCAGUACGGGGUAAAAAAAAAUGUAUGAAAUGUAUGCAUUCACUACUGUAAGUUGCUCUGGAUAAGAGCGUCAGCUAAAUGACUUAAAUGUAAAUGCCCCCCCUUCCAAAAUUCAAAAGAUAGUAAAACCUGUGAAAUCGUGGUUUGUCUAAAUAACCAUUGAUGAAAAAAAAAAAAAACACCGGAUCUAUUGCUGGUCGUUAGCGAUCGGGGCCCCUUAGUAUAAAGACAGAUCAAUGGUAGCGUUUACGUUUACAGAGUCUGUCCACCAGAAAUGUUGCAACAAUCGAUGCAUCCCGUCUAUUUGAUAUGUUGUGGUUAGGCUACUUUGUGGACUGGCUGUCUGAGUUUAUUUUAUCCACACUGGCAGGGAUAUAAUUUAACCAAUAAGGCCCGAGGAGGUGUGGUAUAUGGCCAAUAUAUCACGGCUAAGGGCUGUUCUUAAGCACUACGCAUCGCGGAGUGCCUGGACACAGCCCUUUAGCCGUGGUAUAUUGGCCAUAUAUCACAAUCCCCCCGAGGUGCCUUAUUGCUGUUAUAAACUGGUUACCAAUGUAAUUAGAGCAGUAAAAAAAAUAAUGUUUUGUCAUACCCAUGGUACACCGUCUGAUAUUCCACGGCUGUCGGACAAUCAGCAUUCAUGGCUCGAACCACCCAGUUUAUAUUAGUUAUUAUUAGCUUUACUUCUAUCAUAACUUAACUAUUAAUAUGCCUACUAGCUAACGACUAUAAUGUUAUUAUUAUUCAACAAUUAUAAUUUGAGGUGUUAUGUAGACUGUGUGUCCUACUGUUGAUUGAAAGCCCUGUUUUAAUGGUAUUUUCCUGCACUGGGCUUCAUACUAUUAAACUGGCUGUGAGAAAGGUUGAGGGCUAGGUGAGACGGGAGGAGAUUAGUGGGUGAUGAUUUGGACAACGUCACACUGGCUCUGUAACCCAGCGACACUCACCCACUCUCUGUCACUGAAGUCUCUCUCUUUCUGUUUCUCUAUCGCUCUCUCUCUCUCUCUCUCUCUCUCUCAGCCACAGAGCAUGACCCCGCCCCUAACCAGACGUUAUAAGGACAGACCAACUGAUUAGCAUAUUCCUAUUUACACCAUUAGUAUAUUCAUAGUCCACAGAAUAGUCUUCAAGACUGAGCAGCUGUGGGUGAGACAGGACACUCUCUGUCUUCAAGACUGAGCAGCUGUGGGUCUGACAGGUCACUCUCUGUCAGGUUACCUGACACAAACCAGUAGGCGAUGGUGUUAGGACUUAUUGAUGACUGUGACUGUGGAUCAAUACCACCAAUGUUUCUAGACCCACUGGGACCACUGAUGCACAGAGAGGAGGGACCGCGUGGGUACCAGAGGGUCAAGAGACAAAAGCCCAUUUUGAUCCAAUGACUUUUUCUAUUUAUGCUUCAGGACAUGUUAUUACAGAUGGUCUUAUCAAACAGCUUUCCUCCACGAUGCUAUACACACAUUCAUAACACACGUUCAUAUUAACACAAGGAGAAAGGGCUUUGAAGAUGCAAUGAUAUUUGUAAAUAAAUACUUUCCUUUAUUGUG